Pelmatolapia mariae (spotted tilapia) is the source of this 1353-nucleotide messenger RNA. Its product is annotated as septin-2B-like. Gene Ontology annotation, molecular function: GTP binding. NCBI's taxonomy places the organism in Eukaryota, Metazoa, Chordata, Actinopteri, Cichliformes, Cichlidae. Bases 1 to 1353 code for a protein of 450 amino acids. The record is from RefSeq and is a predicted model, not a curated record. The transcript is spliced from 3 exons.
AUGUCACUGAGUGGCUGUAACCUGUCAGAGAAAAGCUGUGGUUACCUGUCCUCAGUUCUCAGCUCCCCAUCCUGCCGUCUGACGGAGCUCGACCUGAGACACAACAAUCUGGGAAAGUCAGGAAAGAAGCUGUGUGAAAGCUCUACAAAGACCACUGUCUGGACAAGUAAUAUCUCACUGAAAGACAUCAUCUCCACGAGUGUGCUGAUCAAUUCAGGACCCCCUGCUGUCUACCAGCUGAGACCAAAGAAACAGAAGUUUGGAACUCUGACGAGAAUGACUGUUGGAAAAAGAAAUCAAUACAAGACAAACAGAACCAUCUUACUGGUGGGAGAAACAGGAGCAGGAAAAUCUACUCUGAUCAACGUUCUGCUCAACUACACCAUGGGAGUGAAGUGGAAGGAUGAAGUCUGGUUUAUGAUCGUAGAGGAGGAGAAAAGAAGUCAGACAGAAAGUCAGACAUCAGAUGUGAUCGUGUACGAGAUCUUUGGGUUUGAAGAUGAAACUCUGCCCUACUCUCUGACCAUCAUCGAUACUCCUGGUUAUGGAAACACCAGAGGGAUCGAAUAUGAUGACAUCAUCAGUCACAGAUUAUUUGACUUGUUUCGAUCAGAGGAUGGAGUUCAUGAAAUUAGUGCAGUGGGUCUGGUGAUGAAUGCGAUUGAUAAUCGACUGAGUUACCGACUGAUGUAUGUCUUUGAUUCAGUGACAUCUCUGUUUGGAAAGGACAUGGAGAAAAACAUUGUAGCUCUGAUGACACACUCAGAUGGAAGAAGCUCCCUUAAAGUUCUAGAAGGUGCAAACAUUAAAUGUGCCAAAAAUGAGAAGAAUCAGCCUGUUCACUUCCUAUUUGAUAACCAACAGCAUAAAGAUCGAACAGAAGAAAAUGAGUAUUUAAAACAUUCAUGGGAACUUACACAGGAAAGCAUUAAUCAGUUGUCAGACUUCAUGAGAAAUUGUAGUUCUAAAAACCUGAAGAACACAGUCGAAGUGUUAAAUGAAAGAAUCAGACUGAAAGCCCACAUGCAAUACCUGCGAGAGAGAGUCAAGCUGGUUGAACUGAAACAGACAGAAAUCAGACAGAUUCAAGAAGCUCUGAAGAAACAGACACAUUACAGAAAUAAAACUGAAAGUGAGAAAAUGUUGGAAAAUCUUAAAGAGGAAAUGAAACAGCUGACAGCAGAGAAGUCCCAGUUCCUGGACGAGUCCUACCAACAUGUUGUCAGACUGGAGCAGAUCGCUCUGAAAGCUGAUUCAGCAUCCACUAUUGUCCACUUGGACUUCCUGAUUGAGAAGAUGAAGCAGAAAGGAGACACAGAUAAGGUCCAGAAACUGGAGGAGAUGAAAAGGUGA